GGCACGAUGAGAUUAACUCGGUACAGAGAAACGGUCUGAGGCUAAGCUUCGGAAUAUGUCUGCAGCAACGGACUGUACACGCACUGAAAGAGGCAUACAUCUUUUAACAGAACCACCCACACACUCCCAAACACACAGCGCGCACCUAUGCCCUCACGCAAGCCAAGCCGAAAAUGUGUUCCGUGGUGGUCGGGAUCCGUCAAGCGGCAGCAGGUCACGCACCAGGGGAGAGACGAGGGUCGACCCCUCCCCCAAGACGUGACCGAGUACCACUACACGAACCAACGGCCACAACACGCCAGCACACCACUGGCGGGCGACAAAUCCGCCAGUUAGGAAAACGCGACAGCAGCGCAUCUGUCGAUGAAGCUCCUCAUGUGUCCCCAUGAUGAUCUCUAUUCUUCUGGAUGUUGCCGACUAUGUCAUGGCCCUUCCACAUCCAGCCCUCUCGCCUUGAUGUCAGACACACACACAAAGCAUACCAUGACGGCCCUUCCACUGGGUGAUGCCCUCCGCCCGCCAAGUUACCUGCCCUUCAUGUGUGACGCCAGCUGCAGCCUCUCCAUCUCUGACCUCUCCUCUGCCCCACUGCCAGCCGCCCCGCCAGCUAUCCCCGCCUCAGGGAAGGCCCUCGCGAGCACAGCCAGCACGCUGUCCUUCCCCACCACGAUGCUCUCUCCUCCCAGCUCAACCGCUGGUGUCAGCUCGUCGACUGCCCGCGCCCCGCCCGCCUUGGUCAUGAGCGAGAUCCCUUCUUCGUCAAAGUUGUCAGAGAUCACACAAGUGGUGACGGCGAUGCUCUUGUCAGACAGCAGCCGCAGCAGCUCCUCGCUGUCAGGCUGGCCGGCAAGGACGUAGAGUUUGCUGAUUUGGAGGCCGCCGCUGAGGGCAAUCAUCGCCUGUUCGAGGCUGUAGACGGCUGAGAGGGCUGAUGGUGAGGCGGCCUUCCUCCGCGACGGGCUGACGGCUGCGAUGAAACCACUGCUGACAAAGCGCGGCACCUGUGGCUGCCGUACUGCCUGACUCGGAAGAAGGGGCAGGGAGAAGAGCCCGAUGAUGAAUGUGGCACCCAUCUUCUUCAGAUUCAAACACUGCCUGGCACGUUGUAGGCUACAAGUGAGUGGAUCUGGGGACAGGGCAG
Vitrella brassicaformis is the source of this 1141-nucleotide messenger RNA. Lineage: Eukaryota; Vitrellaceae. The record is from the annotation of a GenBank genome assembly.